GAGAGCGGGCGGGGGGAUGAGGCGACGGGCCCCUCCAUAACCCAUGUACCCCCCCCUCAGCCCCUGACGAGAGCGGCUGCUCGGACGAGUUUGCCCUGGACUGCACUUUCGCUGCCUGCGACCCCGAGCGAACAGGGCUGGUGCAGCCGCAGCGGGUGGUCGAGUACGUGGCAGCGAUGACGGGGCACAGUGGGCACGAUGGGCGGCUGCAGGCGCUGCGGCAGGCGCUGGAUCCUGCGGCCACAGGGACGGCACUGGACCGGAUUCGUUUCCGCACAGCUAUGGGCGCCUGGAUCGCAGCGUGCCGGCAGGACGGGUCAGUGCCGAGAGAUGGGGCAGCGCCUGGGGCUGGCUGGACCGGUCAGUAGUGCUGACCCAUGGCUCUGUCCAUGCAGAGCCGAGCAGCAGGACGUGGCGACUGGUGACACUGGAUCAGUGCUGGAGGAGGAUGACGGACACGCGCUCCCAGCAGCCGCCCAGCUCCAGGGUGACAACAUAGACAUCACCACCCACAGUGCCGAGGCCGCAGGGCUGCGGAGCCGUGCCCGGCAACUGGCAGCCCAGAACACCAAACUGCAGCGGGAUGCUGAGCAGGCUGAGGAGCUCAAUGCCCACCUGGCCGAGGAGAUUGCACAGCUCCAGGCGCAGCUGCGAAGCAGCCGGCAGGCACUGGAGCAGGCCAGGGUGGCCAUCGAGGAGCUGGACGAAAUUAAGGCAGUCGUGAAGGGGCUGGAGGAGGAGAACACCGAGCUCCGGCGGCAGGCACGGCACACGGAGAAGGAGCAGCACAGCCUGUGUUUGCGGGCCGAGGGUCUGCAGGAGGAGAACCAGCGGCUCCUUGCUGAGGGCCAGGGACUGCGGGAGCAGAUCCAGGCGCAGGCAGCCCGGAUGUCCAGCCUGGAGGCCCAGGUCUGCCGUGACACAGCCCUGCUCUCUGCCCGGGACACAGCCCUUGCCCAGGCAGGGCAGCGGGCACAGGAGCUAACAGCAGCACUGGAGGAUUAUGAGCGGGUAGUGCAGGAAUUGCGUCUGGAGACGACACAGCUGCGGCAGCAGCUGGGCCGGCUGCGUGACGCCUGGGCCAUGUAUGGGGGAACACAUGCAUGGGGGACAUCCUCAGGACACUCCAGAGUCCUCAGCUCAGCAUCCUCACCCUCCUCUCCCUCUCUCAGGCGCCCAUGGUGCCCACGCAGCCAGCUGACCAUCCAGGCUACGGCAGUGACAAGCCAGGGAACAGGGGACAAGGAGGAGGAGGAGGACACGGAGACAGCGCUGUUUGGAGGAGGAGGCCUGGCGGGGAGCAGUGAGGAGGUGGCAGAGGCAGUGGCCCCACAGGCGCCGUUGUCACCAUGGACACCGCUGUCACCGUGGGCUCUGGCGCUGCUGGUGCUGCUGGCCUUGCUCUACCUCCUGCCCCGCCAGUGGCCCCAGCCCCAGCUACGCUACCAGAGCCCCCCACCCCUCUGAGACCCUCCCCAGUAAA
This is a messenger RNA of Cinclus cinclus, 1483 nucleotides long. It is a transcript of the gene KASH5, whose product is annotated as KASH domain containing 5. Gene Ontology annotation, cellular component: meiotic nuclear membrane microtubule tethering complex; lateral element; chromosome, telomeric region. Gene Ontology annotation, molecular function: dynein complex binding. Lineage: Eukaryota; Metazoa; Chordata; Aves; Passeriformes; Cinclidae. Bases 199 to 1467 code for a protein of 422 amino acids. Gene Ontology annotation, biological process: actin filament organization; spindle assembly; chromosome localization to nuclear envelope involved in homologous chromosome segregation. The transcript has 11 exons. The record is from RefSeq and is a predicted model, not a curated record.